Corythoichthys intestinalis (scribbled pipefish) is the source of this 2066-nucleotide messenger RNA. It is a transcript of the gene ccdc125, whose product is annotated as coiled-coil domain containing 125. NCBI's taxonomy places the organism in Eukaryota, Metazoa, Chordata, Actinopteri, Syngnathiformes, Syngnathidae. The record is from RefSeq and is a predicted model, not a curated record. Gene Ontology annotation, cellular component: cytoplasm. Bases 195 to 1535 code for a protein of 446 amino acids. Gene Ontology annotation, biological process: negative regulation of Rho protein signal transduction; negative regulation of cell motility. The transcript is spliced from 12 exons.
ACGCAAUGCUCGUGGUGAAACUUCGUGACCGCUGGAUUGGAGUGUUUUGGGAAGCUGUGGCCUUCAACUUUUUUCUUGACUUUACUGAUCACAGAACUGGGAUGUUCCUUUGAGAUUGAGGUUGAAUUGCACUCAGUCUGUGAAGCUUUUUUUUUGUUUUUGUUUUUUUAAAAUCAACGUUACAGUCUGACCUGAUGCUGAUGCAAGAGGUCCACAAGGCCAACAGCCUAGAUGAUGACCUGGUGGCUGGAGACUUGGGUGAUGGCAUGACAGUCAGAAGAACUCCCCAUCCUAUCAGGAAAAACAAACAAUGCUCUUCUGCAUCUCAAGGGCUCAUUUUACCCGAUGCAGAUUUGUACAGACGAAAUCAAGCAAGGGAAGCAGCUUGCAUACCUAGAAUGAUGACUGAAGGCUGGGAGAGAAGUUCCAGUUGGAAGAUGUCCCUCACGGGUAAUGCUGGCUCCUUUGCCGAUAUGUCCAAAGAAGACUUAAGAGAGAAAAUACUGGAAUCUAACGAGAUUAUUGAUCUGUUAAGAUGUGAGUUGGAGGUGGCACAUCGUUACCUAGAAGGCAAAUUUGAAGCUCUAAAGAUCCUACAGGGAAAGGCCAUCCUUGAGAAAGCCACGAGUCACACUAAAAGCUUGCUGCAGAAAAGUGAGGAGAAGGCCAAAGCUCUGGAGAAGUCACCAAAUUCUGAUUGUAAUCAAUGGGUAUGUAUGCAUUAUUUGGUCAAGGAAGUGAAUAGCUUGCAGUGGGAGCUCAGUUUCAACCAACAAAAGAUGAAGACAUCUGAACAGUUAUGGGAACAGAGAUACAACAGUGUCAUUACUGAAAAAACGACACUUAAACAGAGACUAAAAGACAAAGAAAAAGAAAAAGAACCACGGUACUUCCAUACAGAAAAUUCGGUGUUUAAUCGACAAUGUUUGGAGUGUUUCUCUUUGCUGAAUAUGAAGGAGCAGAGGAUUUACCAAAGAACGUAUCCUCGAAACGGUCCAGAGAGAGAAACAAGUGUCUCAGAUAUUAGAGACCUGAAUACCUGCAAGUGUAAUGGUUUUCAAGAACCAUGUCCAUGUAACCAGAUGGCUGCUGCUAUAAAAAAUGAAGUUAUGUAUCUGCAACAAGAGUUGGAGUUUCAGCAUUCUAAGAGAAAAGAGGCCUUGAUGGUUGCAGAUGCUUUUCGUAUUGCCUUCGAGCAGCAGCUGAGAAAACGAAAAGAACACUUUAUGCUUCUGGCGGAAGCCAAAGUACCAAAAUCCGAUCACUGCAAACAUGAAGGUUCUAAUUGGUGCCAUUUAAUCAGCAUAAGCCAGAAGUUGAGAGGUUUUCUGCAUUCCAAUAUGGAAGUUAAGAUGCCUGAAGAUCUUCUUGACACGCUUUACAAAUUGCUUGAGUUGCUUAAUGACAAGGAUGAAGCUCUUGCCCACCAGAGGAAAGUGAGCGUCAUGUUAGCUCACAAAGCUGAGGAGAUGCAAAAACAGUUGCAGUCACAUCGCCAAUCACCAGAAACUGUAACAUCUUUAAAGAAACCAUAAGGAACAGCAGGGAACCAGAGACCUCAUCAACAAGCCUAUGCUUCUACAGAUUCAGUCCUACAACCACCUCCACUGUCCAUCAUCUGAAUCCACUUAUAAAAAAUGUCAGAUGCCAACUUCAGAAAACACACGGUCUUGAAUGUGAUCAGAUUUUUGGAUCUAAAUAGGUAAUUUCAGUGACAUGAACAUGUUUGACUCUUGAUGACUUAAAAUUACAAAAUACAUAGAAAUUAUUUUUCUGAUGAGUGUCCAGUGUUUCAUUUGAUAGUCACCAUGCUUAAUCAUAAAACACAGUAUUUAGUAGGGCAAUGAAAGGUUAGUCUCUGUUAAUGGUUGGCAUCAAAAAGGUUAAAAACAAUACAGAAUAUGCAUCAUAAGUGCCACCUGAAGUUUUGUAUAAUAAUUUAAAAAUAUAUUUUGUAUUUAUCUUUGCUAGUGUUUGGCAACCAGUUCAGCGCGCACCCUUCUUUUUGUGUACACCUGGUACUCUGAAAUGUUCACCUAACACCUAAUUAAAUUUAAAAACAUAAG